This is a messenger RNA of Neurospora hispaniola, 1695 nucleotides long. RefSeq lists its product as uncharacterized. Gene Ontology annotation, cellular component: plasma membrane. The coding region runs from base 1 to 1695 and encodes 564 amino acids. Gene Ontology annotation, molecular function: spermidine transmembrane transporter activity. The record is from RefSeq and is a predicted model, not a curated record. The transcript is spliced from 7 exons. Gene Ontology annotation, biological process: spermidine transport; transmembrane transport. Lineage: Eukaryota; Fungi; Ascomycota; Sordariomycetes; Sordariales; Sordariaceae.
AUGGGUCAACCAUCCUCCGAGGCGUCGAACGCCAUCAUCUAUACUACAUUGGGAAUUUUCCUGAUCAUGGGAACCGGUGUUGCCUGGACGAUGAGAAACCAAUCCAAGGGGGAUUUCCUCGCCGGAAACAGGACUCAGACGGCUAUUCCGCUCGCUUUGAACUUCAUCGCUUCCGGGGACAAUGGUAUUUCCGAGGAUAGAGAGGAUGAACAGGGAGGAGAUCUGGCGACUUGCUGGACGACGAAGCUGAGAUUGUACCCUCUCGGAUCUGGAAUCCUUUUCACUUAUCCAGAAAUCGCCACGUUGGCUGGUCUUCAGGGCGUCCUUGUCUAUGCUUUGGCUUCCGCACUCCCGCUGUUCGUCUUCGCCUUACUGGGCCCUAUCAUCAGACGCAAAUGCCCUGGGGGUUUCGUCCUCACGGAGUGGACCAGACAGCGCUAUGGAACCAUCGCGGCCUUGUACCUGAGCUUUGUGACGCUGGUUACGCUUUUCCUGUACAUGGUUGCUGAACUGUCCGGUAUUGGUCAGGUUGUUGAAGUCUUGACUGGUCUUAACGGAUUGCCGGUACUCAUCGUUGAGUGUGUAAUCACGACCAUCUAUACCUCAUUGGGCGGGUUUCGAAUCUCUUUCAUUACAGACAACAUUCAGGGAGCGAUGGUGAUCGGACUCCUCGUUGUCGCAUCCAUUGCUAUCGGCGUCGAGACCAAGAUCGAUACCAGCCUGAUCGAGCCCUCUGGUCUUUUAAAGGAUAGUCUCUUGGGUUGGCAGCUUCUCUACAUCCUCCCGGUUGCCAUUUUGACGAACGACUUCUUUUUGUCCAGCUUCUGGCUCCGCACCUUUGCCUCCAAGACCGACCGUGAUCUCUGGAUUGGCAUCACCCUUGCUGCCCUUUUUAUCCUCAUUAUUAUCACCAUGAUAGGCUGCACCGGUCUUAUCGCCGCCUGGUCGGGCGUCUGGCCCGGCUCGGACCCGGAAAACCCCCUCCCGGGUUCCGUUGCCUUCUUCGGCCUGCUUGAGAAUCUUCCUGCCUGGGUCGUCGGCUUUGUCCUCGUCAUGUCUGUCACCCUCAGCACCGCCGCCUUUGAUUCGCUUCAGUCCGCCAUGGUCUCGUCCGCCAGCAACGAUCUGUUCCGCAACAAGCUCAGCGUGUGGUGGAUCCGCGUCGCUGUGGUUUUGAUCAUCAUCCCCAUCGUGGUCCUUGCCAUCAAGGCGCCCUCGAUUCUGCAGAUCUACCUCAUUUCCGAUCUCGUCUCUGCCGCCACCAUUCCCGUGCUGAUCGUUGGCUUGUCCGACCGGUGCUACUGGUGGCGCGGCUUUGAGGUGGUCGUCGGCGGGUUGGGCGGUAUCUUCACCGUCUUCAUCUUCGGCGCGAUCUACUACAACGACGCAUACAAGGGAGCUCAGCUGAUACUACUCGAAGACGGCAUCUAUCAGGAGGGCUGGGCUGCGUUCGGCGCCUUCGUGGCUGCCCCUGUCGGGGGUCUUUUGUGGGGCUUUGGAGCCCUUGCGCUCAGGCUGGCGGUGCAAUGGGUUCAGGCCAAGAGAAAGGGUGUGAGGUUCGACGCCCUUGACCGUCCAGUUGUGGUGGAGAGUGACAGCGAGGCGAUCCAGUAUGUUGCUGGCGGAGACUUGGAGACGAUAUUGAGCAAUGGACAGGAGUCUGGGGCUGGAAAGGUUCCUGGCAAGUUCUUUUGA